CUCCUAUCCCCGCCCCCUUUCGCCUGGCGCGGCCAAGAUGCCGCGGCGCCAAAGGGCGCUCGCGGGCCCGGGCCCCGCGCUCACAGCUCCCGGGGGAAGCCAGGUUGCCAGGUUGGUUAACGCCUCCGCCCGCGCGCAGAUUGUCCCGGGCUGAAGGCGCCACCUCUGGCGCUCAGGCGCGAGCCGCCCCUCCCGCACAGCCCUUGUCCUCCAGGCCCUCCCUCUCUGCCCCUUCCACGCGCCGUCGCCCGCCUCAGGCACCGACAGGUGCCGCGGCACUGGGUGUGGGUCUUCAUCCCAGGAUGCAAGCGUGCGAGGGCAGCGCAGCCGGACGCCGGGCCUUCGACAGCAUCUGCCCCAACAGGAUGCUGGACCUGUCGCGGCGGACCCUCGGCAAGCCCGGGAAGCCGGAGAGGAAGUUCGUUCCUUCGUGGAAGUCCUUUUCGGGAUGCGGUGGCGGCAGCCCGGUGGCGGUGUACGAGGACCCUCCGGACGCAGAGCCCGCCCCACUGCCAGCUCUCACAACCAUAGACCUGCAGGACCUCGCCGACUGCACCUCGCUGCUCGGAACCGAAGCGUCUCCUAGUGGUGAUUCGUCCGCGUCGCAGAACCCCUCCUUGCAAACUGAAGAAGACUUCAACCUGCAGAAUUUCAGAGAUGCAAUGGAUGACCUCAUUGCAGAUUCAUCCUCUUUGAUGUCGCCUCCCCUGACCAACAGUGACUUUCCCUUUUCCCCUUGUGAUGUUUCGUCUUUCGGGUCCUGCCUCUCCCCAUCGCUGGACCCACCUGCCUUGGGGUCUCCAGACCUGCCGCCACCACCAACGGAGCAGUACUGGAAGGAGGUGGCUGACCAGAACCAGAGGGCACUGGGGACUGCUCUCAUAGAGAAUAACCAACUGCACGUGACGCUGACGCAGAAGCAGGAGGAGAUAGCCUCGCUCCGGGAGAGGAACGUGCAGCUGAAAGAACUCGCCAGCCGGACCCGGCACCUGGCCUCAGUGCUGGAUCGCGGCUCCAGGCGAGUCCCCCUGGCUCCAGGGCUCUCCCUCAUCUUUCACAGAAGCUGAUGAUCACGCAGUCUCCUGCCGAGCCCUUCCAGAUCAAGGCAACAACGAAAAGGAGCCUGGAGGAGCUGUUCUGUGCUGCGGGGCAAGCAGGGCAGGGUUGCGCGGAAGUGGACGCCAUCCUCAGAGACAUCUCCCAGCGCUGCGAGGAAGCCCUGCACAAUCGUGACCCUAAGCGGCCCAGGCUGCAGCCAGAGCCAGACAGCAAGGACUGCAGCUCCAGGAACCUCCACGGCGCCUUCCGAGGACUGCGCACCGACUGCAGCGCCAGCUCGGUGAAUCUGAGUCACAGUGAGCUGGAGGAAGGCGGCUCCUUCAGCACGCCCAUCCGCAGCCACAGUACCAUCCGCACCCUGGCUUUCCCCCAGGGCAAAGCCUUCACCAUCCGGACAGUCACCGGUGGUUACAAAUUCCGCUGGGUCCCCAGCUGAUCUGGGAUGUGGCUUCCCCUAAAAUACUGCCCUGUGUAACAGCAGAGAGAAGCGUCUGCAAGCAAGUGGGCAUAGCUAGAAAUGUUUCCCACAUCUGGUUCCCAGAAUUCUCUGCAAGCAAACGCUACUCGGAAACUUUAUUAUAUAUUUUUUUUUUUUUUCAGAAACAGAAGUGUCUUGGUACCUGUGCAAUGAAAAGUUCUGCUCCGAAGCCCCAUAUACUGCUUGCUUUUGCACGGUGAAAUUGCGUGUAUACACACGCACACCUGCGGCUAAGCACACGCCACAGUCAAACUUAGAUGUAUUUAUUUUUUAGCGCUUUGUUUGUUUGAGGCAGGUCCAGGAGGCACAUAGAGCAGCUGGACACAGACUUGCUAUUAUGAUUGCUUCUGUUUCCUUCUGCUUCCAUCUCCUGAGUGCUGGGUUAGAGGUGCUCACCGCCAUAUUUGACUGUUUUAGCCUUUUUGUAAGAAGAGAGAACAGUGCAAAGGAAUGAUGGGGGGUUCCACUAGAGAGGAAUUAUCCAAUCACAGCCAUUUAAAGGCUUGGGAUUCAGAACCCCGGUAUCUGGGUGUUUUGGCACAUCACCCAAUUCCCCUCUGUCCUCAGAGUACACCUACCUCCUAGCUGUGUUAACUACUGGAAAAUGCUAUUUCAGUUGGAAAAAACAAAAACAAACAAAAAACCACCACCACCAAAACUCCGGAAACAACUUGGCAGUUGUGGAGCAAGCUCACACAAGGAUGCAGUGGUCAUCCCAGCACUUGGGAGGCAGAGGCAGGCGGAUCUCUGAGUUCCAGGCCAGCCUGGUCUACAGAGUGAGUUCCAGGACAGCCAAAGCUAUGCAGAGAAACCCUGUCUUAAAUAGCAAAGAAACAAAACCAAGCAAAGCUACACAAUUAGGCAAAUGCUGAUGCAGGAUAGGUGCUAAACACAGUUGUUUGAAAUAAUCAUCCUAUGAUUUUGUAAGAGUUGGUUUGCGUGCUUGCUGCUUUUGGAGAGGGCUUGGACUUCAGAACCCAGCCAGCAUCCAUAUCAAUGGCUCAAAUGGGAAAGAAACUCCAGUCCUGGGGUGGGGGUGUGGUUAUCUGACAUCAUCCUCUUCUGGUUUCUGUGGGCAUCUGUAUACUCCGGAGCUACACACACACACACACACACACACACACACACGCACAGGCACAGUCACAUAAGUAAAAUUCUUUACAAAAGGAUUUAUGGUAAUGUCUCAAUGUAUUCAGCUUUAUCAGUGCAAACAGAACCACCUCCAAACCAACUUAGUUAAGAAGAAAGGCUGGUUGUUUUAAGCAAGUGGUCUGUACUCCGCAAACUGGGGGCCCCUCACCAUAUUUCACAUUACAUGACUAGUUCUUGUAAGCAAAAUGUAGUGACCUUCCCUCAAUUUUUCUCUCCCUAUUGUUUGUGGUUCUCUUCCCACCCCACACUCUGUUCUGAAAUCACACAAAUGGAGGACGUCCUGUGCGAUUUCUCUCAACCUCCACAUGCUCGUUCUGAGGGUUCUUCCUGCUCCUGGGGCUGGGCUGGGCAGGCCUCCAGAUGUACUGCACCACAGUGCAUAGCUGGCUCUUCAGGCUGAGUGCACAGAUCAGGUAGCAGGUGGGUUGGUUAAGGCAGCAAGACCUGCUCCUCCAGUUUGCCGUGUGUACUGUUAUCUGUACUUAAAUAGCCAUUUCGAAACAAAAAAAAUUGAUAAAAUAGACCAUGUUUCCUCAUAUUUUGCCUAACAAAUGGACUGAAAACGUGGGUUGUUCAGCUCCCCCCCCCCCAUAGGCUCAAAUAUGCAGUUAGCACAGGUCAAGAUCAAACAAAACAAGCUUCAAAAUAAAAAACAAAUCCUUUUAAAUCUGUCACAACGAACAAUGGCUCUCCUGCUCUCUGAUACUCGUAAUGCAUUACCUUCAGUGGCCAUAAACUACAGACAGUGUAUGUAAGUUUCUUUUAUGCCCUGUGCGUAGAUUUUAAAUAAUCACCUUGCUAUCACCUUUCACUUUACAGUUCUAUAACUGCCAUGCUAGUGGCCAGCAGCUCCAUUUCCUGCUAUUUUAAAAAGUACAUAUUUUAUUUGUUUUUAGAAAUUGAUAUUUAUACAAUGUAUUUUUUAUCAAAUUCACUUCCUAUUCCUCCCUAACUCCACUGAGAUCCACCCCCACUCCUUACCCCAUUUUAACUCUGUCUUCCUCCUCCUCUUCUAUAAAACCCAUCAAGUCCAAUUAUCUUUCAUUCUUGUGGGAAAAAAAAGCUCUCUUUGGAACAAUUGGCACCAGGGACCAACUUAUCAUCAGUUAACAGUAGAAUCUAGAAACUAGUCUUCUAACAUAUUUAUUGAAAACUGAUGGCAAUCUCUUUAUCUCACAUUCUAAGAAAACAAUCAAAGAGCAGAAUAUGUAAUUUCUUUUCUAGGCAGAGAUACAUAUGUGACAAACAAUUCAAGUGCUGGCAAGGACAUGAAAAAGGACAAGGGGGUGGUCUCAGCUCAGGCUGCAGUACAGGAUAGGCG
Molecule: messenger RNA, 4010 nt
Organism: Mus musculus (house mouse)
Lineage: Eukaryota; Metazoa; Chordata; Mammalia; Rodentia; Muridae
Gene: Mcidas
Product: multiciliate differentiation and DNA synthesis associated cell cycle protein
Exons: 7
Coding region: 303-1067 (254 amino acids)
Biological process (GO): regulation of cilium assembly; regulation of mitotic cell cycle; regulation of DNA replication
Cellular component (GO): nucleoplasm; nucleus; nuclear body
Molecular function (GO): identical protein binding
Source: RefSeq, a predicted model, not a curated record